GUUAGUGGUCUCAUGGCUUUGGCUCUAGUGUGCAAAGAGCUUUGGGAGCUUGUGUCGGGCAUGGAGGGUGCGGUGGAUGGAAAGAGCAUUUCUUGCAUCAUCAUCCUCGUUCUCGUCCGCUGGGGAAUGCUAGCCCAAGCGAGACAGCUGCAGAUGCAGCAGAUGGCAGAAAUGGAAAUGGAGAAGAAGGAUUGA
This is a messenger RNA of Symbiodinium pilosum, 195 nucleotides long. NCBI's taxonomy places the organism in Eukaryota, Dinophyceae, Suessiales, Symbiodiniaceae. The record is from the annotation of a GenBank genome assembly.